GCUCCGCUACCGGAAGCAAGAAGUUCUUGGAUUCGUUCUGUACACCGACGAACGAUUGCAGAACGAGUUGUACAACACGGCGUUGACAGUCAUUCACGACGACCUGCAAGAGAUUCUGCGAGUCUUGCCUGCUGGUGUUCUCACUCGACUUCGUUCUCAUCCUCUGUGCAUUUGGGUCAACUUGGACAACGGUGUACGCAAGAAAGGCUGCUGUUGUCAUCACGUGGACCUUCCCGAUGAAUACAUGAAGUGCAAGUCGCAUUCUGUGGAGACCUUUGACAUCCGCGACUAUUUACAGCAGACAGAGGUACAACCGGCUCAGUUGUUGCACGAAAUCUCGCACUGGGUGCACUUCGACAUAGUCCGCAAGGAAUGCAGCGCGUCGCAGAGUAGCAAGUGGAGAUCGAGUUCCGGUCGGAUCAUUCUGCCGGAGAACCAAACUAUUCUGAAGGAGACGUCGGAUGAAGGGCCUAUCUAUAGAGUCUGUGGCUUUGAAAAUGCGUGCUUGAAUGGCAGGUAUGUACUGGAUAAGUCAUCUUUGGGAUCACCUGGCUUCCCGAGAUUGAUCAAACUGCAAGGCGGCAGAGAUGUCACAGAAGUAGCAUGCCGAUGCACGGAUCGCAGCUCGGCACGGGACACCCUAGCUCCGGAUCGCUGGCAUUUGGAGGUUAGUGGCCAGGCCUUGGCAUACCGCAUAGGCACAGACUUCGGCAUGAGAGUAUCUGGUUGGUAUGAGUGGAUCGAUGCAGCCUGGUGUCCCACCACAGCCUGCGCCACUGCAGUCUUGAGCAAUGAAGCUGCAACAGCCCAUGUGGAAGGUUUCCAUGAGCAUGCCCUGAAUGGUCUCUAUGUAGAACUGGAGACGCUCCAGUCAUUUCAUGUGCGCAGGUGCACAGAUGAUGAAGUCAGUCAGAGACAACGAACAGCCAGGACGUGGCUGAAGGCGUCCGCCGGUGGUCCUGACUUUACAUUGCGUUUCACGAACAGACGCGGCGACAUUGCAGAGGGGACGAAUGCACUUCCGUUUGACAGGUGCAAGUCGAAAGUUGAGGGGUCUUAUAAGAUUCCUCGAAUGACCUAA
Symbiodinium necroappetens is the source of this 1081-nucleotide messenger RNA. Lineage: Eukaryota; Dinophyceae; Suessiales; Symbiodiniaceae. The record is from the annotation of a GenBank genome assembly.